UCUGGAAUGGAGGAGAUCCCAGUGAAAGUUGCAGUUCGAGUCAGACCUCUGCUUUCCAAAGAAAUACUUCACAACCACCGAGAUUGUGUCAGAUUAGUCCCAAAUGCAAACCAAAUCAUCAUUGGAAAGGGCCAUGUCUUCACUUUUGAUUUUGUAUUCAGCAAAAGCUCAACCCAAGAAGAAGUCUAUACUGUCUGCAUUAAGCCUCUUCUGGUGUCUUUGAUUGAGGGAUACAAUGCUACAGUGUUUGCGUACGGACAGACAGGUUCUGGGAAGACUUACACCAUUGGCAGUGACCCCAUUGCAUCAGUUGCAGUGGAUGAAAAGGGCAUAAUCCCACGUGCUAUUCAGGAAUUAUUUCAUCAUAUUUCUGAAAGCCCUAAUAUUAAGUUCCGUGUGAAAGUAUCUUAUAUAGAGAUUCACAAGGAAAAACUUCGAGAUUUGUUGGAGUUGGAGACCUCUGUGAAAGAACUGCAUAUACGAGAAGAUGAGAAGGGAAAUACAGUGAUUGUUGGUGCGAAGGAAUUCCAAGUAGAAUGUGCAGAUGAAGUGAUAAGCCUGCUGGAAAGUGGCAGUGCAGCUCGUCACAAAGGCACAACACGGAUGAAUGAGCACUCUAGUCGAUCUCAUGCCAUUUUUACCAUCAGUAUUUGUCAGAAACAGUCUGCAGGGUCUCCAGAAAAUACUGAUGCUGCACAGGAUGCAUCUUGGAAAUCAGCCCAGGUGAUUACUUCAAAGAUGCAUUUUGUGGAUUUGGCAGGAUCAGAGAGGUUUGCAAAGACUGGAAAUACUGGUGAACACUUCAAAGAAUCAAUUCAGAUCAAUUGUGGCCUCCUAGCCUUGGGAAAUGUCAUCACUGCCCUGGGAGACCCAAAAAGGAAAAAUGUACAUAUUCCAUACAGGGAUUCUAAAAUCACUCGUAUUCUGAAAGACUCCCUUGGAGGAAAUGCCAAGACUGUCAUGAUAACAUGUAUAAGUCCAUCCUCAUCAGAAUCUGAUGAAUCUUUAAAUUCCCUGAGAUAUGCCAGCAAAGCCAAAAACAUCAGAAAUAAACCAGUUGUAAAUUACAACCCCGAAAAGGACUGCAUUGAUGAAAUGGAACUUGAAAUCAGAUUGCUUCGGGAAGCUUUGCAGAACCAGCAGGCCAGUAAUCAGUGUUCACAUGGCCUAACUGAAGAAAGAGCUCGUAUCACUUCACUUGAGGAUCAGCUCACCCGCCUACAGGUUCAGUGUUCCAGUUACAGAAAUUGUGUCGAUGAGGCCUUCCUGUUUCUGGCUAAUUUGAAUGAUGAUGUUAGCUUAAGAAGAAGUCAGCAGGACAGGUUGCAGAGCUGGAUCACCAUGGCACAGAAAGUAAGGAAGGAAGCUCUCACCAUCCAGGAGACUGACCCCGGGACUGAGACCAGCGAACAGCCACACCAUGUCACAAUUCUGCAGCGAAAGGGGGAACUAAAGAAAUGCCAGGAGGCUUUAGUUAUGGAUGAAGAAGUAUUUGUCCAGAAGGAUCAUGACAUGCAGAAUCAGGUAAAGACAUUACUACAGGAAAAUAAAGAACAACCGAGAUCUUUAGAGGAGGCUCAAGAAACACAAAGAUUACAGAAUGAGAAAAUGGUGGAACAGCAAAUGCUUAUUGAUCAGCUGAAAGAGAAAUCAGAGAAGUUUACAGAUGUGAAACCUCCGGAUUUCUCCCAUUCUUGUGAAGAUGGGCCAGGUGUUGUGGCAUUUGCAAGGAGGCCCUACACUGUGCCACUCACAAAGAUUCUGCUCCGCACCCUUCACCCACCUUCAGUGACAGACACUCAGAAGGUGCAUAGCAGCUCAUUUGCUUUCCGUGUGGCCCAGAUAAUGGAAGCAUUUCAUGCUUGCAGACAGGUGGUAUUGAGGAACUUGGAAGAUCAGGAUACAGUCCUUCACUGCCUCCUCUCUGAUCAAGUAGAUGGGGAAAAGAAGCGUAUUUGGAAUGUAGCAUGUUCAACGUUCUUCCUUAGGCAUUCCAUAUAGCAGACAUGGACACAAAAUCAGGCUUCUCUGUGCUUUUUUCCUGAUCUAAGUGACAUGAAACAUCAAGUAGACAAGUCUGGUUUACCCAACAAUUCUGUGCUGCAGACUGACACAACUACAGGUGAAGAGAUUCACAGCCUCCAGAAAAUUCAUGUUUGUGACAUGCAGCAGUUAAAGAAUUCAGAGUUGAGACUCACUGAGGCUGAGCAAAAAUUAAGAGAACUUGCACUUAAUUUCAAAGGGAAAGGGGAACUCAUUAAGGAAUUAGUAAGAAUGGGUAACUGGCUACUUUGUAAUUUUUACUGUAUGCUCGGUGCCCCUGAUGUCUUCAGGGACAUGCAUUUGUCACAUGGUGUCUGGGAUAAAAAAUACAUCACUGUAUCUUCUAUAUUCUAUCGCACUAGAGGAACAAAGAAGAUCAGUGCAGCUAAGUUGAAAGUGCAGGGCUUACAGAAGAAGUAGCAAGACAUUAAGAAUCUGGCUUCAUUAUCUAACCAAAGUGAGAGAGAAGCAACAGAACUUGAGCAGAAUGAGGUGCCGAAGAGACUGUGUGAAGAAAGUGAAAAAAAGAAGCAAUUAGAAGCUGAGAUUCGUAAAUUUAGGAUCGGUAUUUCAGAUUAUAUACGGUUGAGGACUCUGACAUUAAUGCAUUUGACUGAUGCGGGAAGAAGAAUAGUGCUUUUUGCUUGUUCACGGGAACUUCAGAUGGUGCAACAACAGAAGAGCAUUAAACUUAAGGAUAAAGAAAUUGCUGAAUUUAAAAAGAAGAAAAAAAAGUCAGUGGGAACUCCACAGAAUCUUCAGAAAUUAGAAGAGCACAAAAAGUGGCUUGAGGAAGAAAUGGUAAGAAUUCUUCAACAGCACCAACAAUUAGCAGAACUAGAAGAAGAUUUAAAGAAAAGAGAAGCCCUUGUAGCCAAAAAGGAAGCCUUAUUGCAAGAGAAAAGCCAUCUGGAAAUCAAGAAACUGAGAUCUAGCCAGGCUUUAAACAAAGAUAGUAUGAGAUUGUCUACUUGCUUAAGUAUGCUGGACCAGGAACUGUGUGAUAAAAGUAUGCAGCUUCAGGGCAGCACCACUGAAGAUAAGACAGACAUUUUGGAAAAAAUUCAGCUUCUCCACGUGGAAAGGGAUCAGCUGCUCAGAAGGAGAAAUAGCGUGGAUGAGAAACUGAAAGAUGGUAAAGUGUUGUCACCGAAAGAAGAACAUAUCCUUUUCACGCUAGAAGAAGGAAUUGAAGCCCUGGAGGCUGCUAUUGAUUACAACAAUGAAAGUAUUCAGAAUCGUGAGCACUUGCUUAGGUCAUCUUCUCAGAGUCUUUCACAGAGUGAGAAUAAUAUCAUAGGGAAACUAGUUUUCCUGUCUAUUGUUGGCCUGUGUGAGUCUGUGCAGAUUGAGGAACAGGAAGUGAAGGCCACAGAGCAGGAGAACGUGAUACAUGAAUUAGAAUUGGCCCUUGAACACAUCAGACUGCACUGUGACAGGCAGCUGACCCUCAAAGAGCACGCCAAGAAAAUACAGUUAAUACUGCAUCAUUUCAAAGAACAAGAUCAUGAAGGUAUUGCAGAAACCUUGAAAGGGUAUGAAGUAAAAGUCCAGAAACUGGAAAAAGACUUAUUUUUCUAUAAGAAAACCAACAGAGAGCUGCAGAAGAAAUUGAAGGACCUCUCUGGAGAGUCAUCUCAUCAAUUACUUACACCAUCAAACUAUAAAAGUAGUGGUGACAGUGCAUCCUGUCCAGAUGAAGCAGAAGUUGCUUCUGAAGAAUUCAAGUGA
Messenger RNA from Acanthisitta chloris (rifleman), 3774 nucleotides. It is a transcript of the gene KIF27, whose product is annotated as kinesin family member 27. Gene Ontology annotation, biological process: microtubule-based movement; mitotic spindle organization. Gene Ontology annotation, molecular function: microtubule binding; microtubule motor activity; ATP binding. The record is from RefSeq and is a predicted model, not a curated record. Lineage: Eukaryota; Metazoa; Chordata; Aves; Passeriformes; Acanthisittidae.